GACCACGCUAAAAACAGAUCAGUACAAAAUAUUUCUAGUUAAUGGGUGUUCUCAUCGGCGCGUAUUUUCACUACUAACUAGUAACUAUUCGCUACUACUCGCUACACUAAGUUCACUAAGUCUUAAAUUUAUUUCCUCAGCCUUCCCUAGUCCUGCUGAAUCUAUCGUUCAUUUAUUAUACUACCGUUAUUUAACGUUCUUUACUUUCACUUCUCAUAAAUUACUACUCAAUAUUGACUACUCACUACUCACUACUAUCUACUACCUACUCACUAGUCACCACUCACUAGUAACUACUCACUAUCACCACUCACCAUCACUCACUAUUCACCGAUCUGUUCAGUAUGUCCUACGUCAAGGAAAUUAGUGAUAUACCGUUAAAACCGUCACAAGAAACAUUCGUUGAUGAUCCUACUUCCAUCGAUGAAGUCUCCCUAGAUGAAUUGGUGUUUGAUAUCGCACAUGGAAUUAAAACCAUCAAUAACCUUCAUGUCUUCCAUGCCAUAAUCAUUAUGUGUACAACUCUUAGUGAUAUCAUCAAAUUACAAUCAAAUCGUGAACUCUUUGUUGAGUUUAGACGUCAACAGUUAGCUCGAUAUGGUAUUGAUUUAGAUGAAAUUAACCAAUUCACUCCUCCUCCUCCAUCACAACCACAACCACAACCAUUACAACCACCAACUAUAAAUUCAGACAGUAUAAUGUAUACAUUAAAUGAUUCCAAUAUAUCAACUAUGCCUCCUGGUCGUUCUGCCACUCCUCCAUUAUCACCUCCAUUAAAGUUUGCUAAACUUAAUAGUAAUACUCUUUCUAAAGAAGGAUUGGUAACUUCAUUUCGAGAAUCAACUCCAGAUUCAUUGGCUAAUAGUGAUAAUUUAGAUGAUAAUGUGACCGAUAAGUCUCAUCCACCUUAUAUCCCUAUUGAAAUUCUUGUUCAAAACUCUUGUUUAGAUCCAAUUGAAAAUCCUAUUAGCGAUAUAAAUCAUGAAAAAUUCAGAAAGGAAUAUGCCUACAAUCAAGAUUUAAAACGUCAAACUCAAACAAGUCAUCUUCUUAAAAUAUUUAAAUUGAUUAAGAUACCUCCGUUAACUAUUGAACAAUUUCUUGUUCGAAUUAAAACUUAUUCAUCAUCAAUUUCGGUAACUUCUUACAUUCAUUCUGCUUCCAUGUUAUUUAAAUUAUGUGUUUUAUUAGAUAUUGUCCCCUUAACUCAAUCAAAUGUCUAUAGAUUAAUUCUUGCUUCCAUUAGAUGUUCAACAAAAAAAUUAGAAGAUGUUUAUCAGAAACAGAAAUCAUUCGCUACAGUAGGAGGUAUCACUACUAAAGAUUUAUUCAGAUUAGAAGUAUCCUUUUUAUAUCUUUGCAACUUUAAGUUGAUUAUUGGAGAAACUGUGUUUAAUGACUUUUUAACUCAAGAAUUUAUAGAAUUAAGACAAUUCUGUAAAUUAAAUUUAGAGACCGUUGCCUAAUAGUUGUAUUCUAUAUAUAUAUAAUGAUUAAUGAAUAGCCGAAUAGCCUAGCGAUAAACAUUUGCGAUAAAGAUUAGCGAGAAAAAAAAAUAGCCAGAAAAACAUAAGCGAAAAAAAAAAUAGCGAGAAAAAAAUAGCGAGAAAAAAAUAGCGAGAAAAAAAUAACGAGAAAAAAAUAGCGAGAAGAAAAUUAGCAGACGUAAAACCACUAUGACAUAUUAAAAUAAUGAAGGGUUGUAUACUAUUUGCAAAAAUAUAAUAUCAGUAUUCAUGAUUCUCAUACUUAAAUACCAAAAAAGAAUGCGAUUUCUGUGGAUCGAACACAGGACC
Molecule: messenger RNA, 1796 nt
Organism: Scheffersomyces amazonensis
Lineage: Eukaryota; Fungi; Ascomycota; Pichiomycetes; Serinales; Debaryomycetaceae
Exons: 2
Coding region: 345-1466 (373 amino acids)
Biological process (GO): regulation of cyclin-dependent protein serine/threonine kinase activity
Cellular component (GO): cyclin-dependent protein kinase holoenzyme complex; nucleus
Molecular function (GO): protein kinase binding; cyclin-dependent protein serine/threonine kinase regulator activity
Source: RefSeq, a predicted model, not a curated record